GCAUAUUUGCUCUUUCCUCGGUUCCCCUUGUCGUCGAUAUGUUUGGCGACUUACACUACACAUACUAUGCUAAUGAUCCAGUGCAAGGCGUGGUACCCAUUAGCACGAUAUCGCAGAGCAUGAACCUGUUGUUUGCGCUGUUGUCGCGAUUUUCAUUAGUCGGAGCCGAUCUUCUGGUUCUCUGCGUCACUUGGUACCGAACCUACGAGACGAUCAAGGUAGCUCGGCAGGUCGCGGGUGGGCUACGCAAUAGGACCUUUGCGAACAUUCUUCUCCGUGAUGGGACAAUCUAUUUCUUGACGCUGCUUGUCUUGAACGUUCUUCACGUUGCAUUCACUCUAGCAUCGGCAAGCUCCGACGUUGAUCAGAUCGCUAGCGAUGAAUUCGCCACAACAAGCGUCAUUAUCUGGUUUGAGGAACCAUUCACCUCCAUCCUUACGUCGAGGUUCCUCAUCAACCUGCAAAAAGUCAACCGCAAAUUAGCGGGCUCUGUACAGUCGAUGUCGCAAUUGCCGGAGCUUGCUUUCCAGCCCUACGCCUCGGGAAACGUUGAUGGCUUCAUUGGGUCCCUGGGGACACAGCUCUCGUUCCACAAAGAGGACGUAGAGGGGAGCGGCGAGCACCAGUACUCCCGAUAGUUGAUCCGCGAAGAGUAGCACACCUAUCAUAUCACUAGCUAU
Dichomitus squalens LYAD-421 SS1 is the source of this 680-nucleotide messenger RNA. RefSeq lists its product as uncharacterized. The record is from RefSeq and is a predicted model, not a curated record. The transcript is spliced from 7 exons. NCBI's taxonomy places the organism in Eukaryota, Fungi, Basidiomycota, Agaricomycetes, Polyporales, Polyporaceae. The coding region runs from base 39 to 638 and encodes 199 amino acids.